GGGCGUAUUUGUUUGCGGAAGUAGGAGGGCCGAGAAGUGCUGAGUAAGCCGAGUCUUUUAGCCCCCAAUCCUGGGUUCACCUCCAGCUCCCACAGAUGACCUGGAAGCUGGUGACAGGAAGCUUGUGACCCAGUGCUUUUCAGACAACAGCUGCUGAAACUGGAAAGUGAAGCCCCGAGGUGUGUUGUGACUUACCCUUGCUGGUUUUAGCUCACUCUGUACGCCUCUUGAUUUGUCUCCAGUCCAUCUCCAAGAGCAAGAGAGCAGGCUGGGGCCCCCACCUGCCCCAGGGAGGAUGCAGUUCUUCGGACGCCUGGUCAACACCCUCAGUAGCGUCACCAACUUGUUCUCAAACCCAUUCCGGGUGAAGGAUGUGUCCAUGGCUGACUAUGCCUCGAGCGAACGUGCUCGAGAGGAAGGGCAGUUGAUCCUGUUCCAUAAUGCUUCCAGUCGCACCUGGGACUGCGUCCUGGUCAGCCCUAGGAGCCCACAGAGCGGCUUCCGACUCUUCCAGCUGGAGUCGGAGGCAGACGCCCUGGUGAACUUCCAGCAAUAUUCGGCCCAGCUGCCCCCCUUCUAUGAGAGCUCCAUGCAGGUCCUGCAUGUGGAGGUGCUGCAGCGCCUGACCGACCUCACCCGCAACCACCCCAGCUGGACAGUGACGCACCUGGCGGUGGAGCUGGGCAUUCGGGAGUGCUUCCACCACAGCCGCAUCAUCAGCUGUGCCAACAGCACAGAGAAUGAGGAGGGCUGUACUCCACUACAUCUGGCCUGCCGCAAGGGUGACAGUGAGAUCCUGGUGGAGUUGGUACAGUACUGCCAUGCCCAGAUGGAUGUCACCGACAACAAAGGAGAGACUGCCUUCCAUUACGCUGUGCAAGGGGACAAUUCCCAGGUGUUGCAGCUCCUAGGAAAGAACGCCUCAGCUGGCCUGAACCAGGCGAACAACCAAGGGCUAACUCCACUGCACCUGGCUUGCCAGAUGGGGAAGCAGGAGAUGGUGCGUGUGCUGCUGCUCUGCAAUGCCCGCUGCAACGUCAUGGGACCUGGUGGCUUCCCCAUCCACACAGCUAUGAAGUUCUCGCAGAAGGGGUGUGCUGAGAUGAUUAUCAGCAUGGACAGCAACCAGAUCCACAGCAAGGACCCUCGCUAUGGAGCCAGCCCGCUCCACUGGGCCAAGAACGCCGAGAUGGCCCGAAUGCUGCUGAAGCGGGGCUGUGACGUGGACAGCACAAGUGCCACAGGGAACACGCCCCUGCACGUGGCGGUGAUGCGCAACCGCUUUGACUGUGUCAUGGUGCUGCUGACCUAUGGGGCCAACGCAGGCGCCCGCGGAGAACAUGGGAACACACCGCUGCACCUGGCCAUGUCGAAAGAAAAUGUGGAACUGGUCAAAGCCCUCAUUGUAUUUGGGGCAGAAGUGGACACUCCAAAUGACUUCGGGGAGACUCCUGCAUUCAUAGCCUCCAAGAUCAGCAAACUGCUUAUCAGGAAGACACUUCUGACUCUGCUGAAAACUGUGGGGGCCGACUACCGCUUUCCACUCAUUCGAGGGGUCCCCAUGGACCAGAGCUCUGAAGCAACACCUCACCCCUACUUCCCCCUGGAUAGAGCUCAGCCCCCAGAGAUCAGCUUAAACAACCUAGAGCUUCAGGACCUCAUGCCCAUCUCCCGAGCCCGGAAGCCACCGUUCAUCCUGAGCUCCAUGAGGGAUGAGAAGCGAACCAACGAUCACCUGCUCUGCCUGGACGGAGGGGGCGUGAAAGGCCUGGUUAUCAUCCAGCUGCUCAUCGCCAUCGAGAAGGCCUCUGGUGUGGCCACCAAGGACCUCUUCGACUGGGUGGCAGGAACCAGCACAGGGGGCAUCCUGGCCCUGGCCAUCCUGCACAGUAAGUCCAUGGCUUAUAUGCGUGGUGUGUACUUCCGUAUGAAGGACGAGGUGUUCCGGGGCUCACGGCCCUAUGAGUCUGGGCCCCUGGAGGACUUCCUGAAGCGAGAGUUUGGGGAGCACACCAAGAUGACAGAUGUCAAAAAACCCAAGGUGAUGCUGACAGGGACACUGUCUGACCGGCAGCCAGCGGAGCUCCACCUCUUCCGGAACUAUGAUGCCCCAGAGGCCAUUCGGGAACCUCGCUUCAACCAAAACAUUCACCUGAAGCCGCUAACUCAGCCUGCAGACCAGCUCGUAUGGCGGGCAGCCCGGAGCAGUGGGGCAGCCCCAACCUACUUCCGGCCCAAUGGACGCUUCUUGGAUGGCGGGCUGUUAGCCAACAACCCCACGCUGGAUGCCAUGACUGAAAUCCAUGAGUACAAUCAGGACAUGAUCCGCAAGGGCCAGAGCAACAAAGUGAAGAAACUCUCCAUAGUCGUCUCUCUGGGGACAGGAAGGUCCCCUCAAGUGCCUGUAACCUGUGUAGAUGUCUUCCGUCCCAGCAACCCUUGGGAACUGGCCAAGACUGUUUUUGGAGCCAAGGAACUGGGCAAGAUGGUUGUGGACUGUUGCACAGAUCCAGAUGGGCGGGCUGUGGACCGUGCCCGGGCCUGGUGUGAGAUGGUCGGCAUCCAGUACUUCAGACUGAACCCCCAACUAGGAACAGACAUCAUGCUGGAUGAGGUCAGUGAUGCAGUGCUGGUCAACGCCCUCUGGGAGACCGAAGUGUACAUCUAUGAGCACCGGGAAGAGUUCCAGAAACUUGUCCGGCUGCUGCUGUCGCCCUGAGCCCCCAGGCCCUGCUGGCAGGGGUGGGCCAGGCCACCACACACACUGAGGACCAAACUGGGCCAAGCAGCUCCACGUCCAUCUGAGGACUGGGGCUCAGGGCACAAACAAGGUCCCCCACAGGCACUGCUCAUGA
Molecule: messenger RNA, 2855 nt
Organism: Acomys russatus (golden spiny mouse)
Lineage: Eukaryota; Metazoa; Chordata; Mammalia; Rodentia; Muridae
Gene: Pla2g6
Product: phospholipase A2 group VI
Exons: 19
Coding region: 296-2719 (807 amino acids)
Biological process (GO): cardiolipin acyl-chain remodeling; positive regulation of ceramide biosynthetic process
Cellular component (GO): mitochondrion
Molecular function (GO): protein binding
Source: RefSeq, a predicted model, not a curated record